AUGUCGAAAUUCAAGAUUUUAUUAGAAAAUGGAGAAGUAUCCGAGGCAGACUCUGAAUCCAAUAAGAACGAACUAGACUAUAAAAUCUCAUUAAAAACCGAAUCAGAGAAACGCGGACAAAAUGACUUUUCUGCAGAAUUGUUAGCAAGGAAGGUAAUCCGUGCCAAGCAAAUGAGGAUUGAGCGUCGUGGAUUUUUCCGUGACAUUCCUUUGUCUGAAAACUCAGAGAGCGAGACUGAAAUUGAAAAAAAGGAAGAGGGCGACAACAGCGAGGACAGUCCCGAAGAGAUUGUUGCUGAAGAGAUUGUUGCCGAAGAGAUUGCUGUCCCUCAAAAAAAAUUCCCAGAAAAAAAACUCGCGUCGUAUUUCCCGGCAAUUCAGGGGUGUCGGUUUGUGGAAGAGUAUGAAAACCUGUCUCGGGUGGAGGAGGGGAGUUACGGAGUGGUCUUCCAGGCACGUGACAAAACCACGGGCGAGUUGGUGGCUUUGAAGCGACUCAAGAUGGAGAAUGAAAAGGAUGGAUUUCCGAUAACCUCUCUUCGUGAGGUAUCUACUUUGUUGAAAGCCCCCCACGAGAACAUUGUGGGAGUGCGGGAAAUUGUGGUGGGGUCACAUAUGGAUCGAAUAUACGUGGUUAUGGAUUUCGUCCAAAGUGACCUAAAGUCGCUAAUCGAGGCUCGCAAGUCACCCUUUAGGAUUGGAGAAGUCAAGUGCAUUUUAAGGCAACUGCUUACCGCCGUGGCCCACCUGCACGAUAACUGGAUCCUCCACCGGGACAUUAAGACUUCAAACAUACUCAUCACUGACCGGGGGGUCCUCAAGUUGGGUGACUUUGGUUCCGCCCGAGAAUAUGGUUCUCCCCUUAAGAACUACACGCCAGUCAUUGUGACUCUGUGGUAUCGGUCUCCCGAGUUGUUGUUGGGGAUCAAGGUAUGUGUGUGUUUUUUAUUCAAGAAAUAUUCGACAAAGGUUGAUGUGUGGUCUGUUGGUUGUGUGUUUGCUGAAUUGCUGCUCAUGAGACCCCUCUGGACCUCCAGGUCGGAGAUUGAUCAACUUCACGCAAUCUUUAAGGUUGUAUUGAUCAAGUAGUUGAAGGACCUUGGCUCUCCGAACGAGAAGAUUUGGCCGGGGUUCACCGAGUUGGAAGGAGUGAAGAUGAUUAAAAUUCCGGACUAUCGCUAUAACUCAUUGCGGAACAGGUUUGGGAACUACCUUACUGUGAAUGGAUUCAAUUUGCUCAAUUCUUUUUUUCGCUAUUCUCCAGAAAAACGUAUUUCCGCUCAGGAUGCUCUUACUCAUGAUUACUUCACUGAUGAGCCUCGCCCUGUCCACCCUUCGAUGAUGCAGGUGCUGAGUUUUACUCCGCUGGAAAACUUGCUUUUGAGGAACAACAACAGUGGCGAUUCAAUUCCAGAAAAUUUUGGAAAUCUUGGACAUUUACAGAAUCUUUUUGAUGAAAUCACCCAGAUGCCUGCCCCAAAGAGUAGAUGGAGAGAAAACAUUGCCGCAAGGAAAGCCGAGCUGGAAGCGCUGACUGGGCACAUUCUGAAUGUGAGCAAUGGGGUCAAGGGCAAGACUCCCCCCUUGGUGCGUACUUUACUUCGUCGGGGACGAGCUGCCAAAUGGGACCUCAACGAGUUGAGGCGUGUCCGGGCAGAGAGGGAGGAGCUGAUUCUCGUUUAUCAGAAGAAGCUCUCAACUCAUGAGUCUCGGUGUCAGCGCAGGCGGGAGAACAACCUGUUUGAAUUUAAUCGCAGGGUGUUCUAUCGUCGGUUACACGGAGAGACGAAGGAGGGUACCCAGCAAAAGGCCGAAAUGCUUGACACAUGGGGGAGUAUGUGA
Messenger RNA from Octopus sinensis (East Asian common octopus), 1842 nucleotides. RefSeq names its product cyclin-dependent kinase 11B-like. Gene Ontology annotation, cellular component: nucleus. Gene Ontology annotation, biological process: protein phosphorylation; regulation of mitotic cell cycle. The record is from RefSeq and is a predicted model, not a curated record. NCBI's taxonomy places the organism in Eukaryota, Metazoa, Mollusca, Cephalopoda, Octopoda, Octopodidae. The transcript has 4 exons. Gene Ontology annotation, molecular function: ATP binding; cyclin-dependent protein serine/threonine kinase activity.